AUGCCCGUGUCCAGGGGCACACCAGGAUGGAAUAAGACCUAUUUCCCCUUCUUCUCGGACUUCAGGGGCCACAAUGUGACGGCCUUGCGCAUCGGCGAGUCAUGUGCCCUGGCCUUCAUCUUCGUGUUGUCGUUGGCAGGAAACAUCUGGGGCAUCUGCCUGCUGGUGAGGCGGCACCGCCGGCUCUGCGCCGCCAACUGCCUCGUCCUCAACCUCUUCUGCGCCGACCUGCUCUUCAUCACUGCCAUGCCCUUCAUCGCCGUCGUGCGCUGGACCGAGUCCUGGGUGCUGGGCAACUUCGUUUGCCACCUGCUCCUCUAUGUGGUGAGCUUGAGCGGCACCGUCAUCCUCCUCUCCCUGUCGGCCGUCAGCCUGGAGCGCUUCGUCAGCAUCGCCCGGCUGCGCCACGCCGCCUUCCGCCGCCGCAAGGUGCUGGCCGCCGCCGUGCUCCUCAUCUGGGGCCUCGCCGCCAUCGCCACCCUCCCGCUCUGCUGCUUCUUCACCGUGGUGCGGCUGCCCGCCCCCGCCGGCCAGGACAUUUAUAUUUGCACCCUGGAUUGGCCCAGCACUGCAGGAGAAACAGUCUGGGAUACAACCUUUGCCAUUGUUUUCUUUCUGAUACCAGGAUUCAUCAUUGUCAUCAGUUACUCCAAAAUCUUACAGAUUACAAAAGCAUCAAGAAGAAGUUUAAAUGCUGGUUUAGCCUAUCCAGAACAUCAUCAGAUUCGUGUUUCCCAGCAAGACUACAAACUAUUCCGAGCCCUUUUUUUGUUGAUGAUCUCUUUCUUCAUUAUGUGGACUCCAAUAAUAGUAAUUAUUUUUUUAAUUUUAGUUCAGAACUUCAAAGAAGAUUUAAAUAUUUUGCCAUCAGUUUUCUUCUGGAUAGUAUUAUUCACUUUUGCCAACUCUGCAGUCAAUCCAAUUCUGUAUAAUGUUGCCUAUUUCAGACGUAAAUGUGAGGAAAUUUUUCUCUGUUGUACAGGGAACCCUGAAAGGCAUAGAGCAGGUACAGAAACCACAGUAAGAAGAAGUAACCAUGAACAGCCACAUUUGUCUUUCAUUACCAGAUAAUUAUUUAAAGUCUGAGCUAUGCCACAUUUUGGAUUUUGUCUAUGCUAUCCCAGGUCAUAUAGGUCAUUAUGUUAUAGUAUUACAUGCCAGAGAAGGAGGAAAAAGGCUAAAUACAUAUUUUUAAUUCCCGUGGGUAAAAUUCUAUUGACUUCAUUGCUUUGCCUCAGUAGGAUUUGGACAAUUUAAUUUAAGGGAUUGAAUUCUCCUCUUACACUGAAAUAAAUAGAAAUAUGGCAAUGAACUUGGUGAAUGUAAAAUAGUUGAAUUAAGUACUUAAAAGUUUCUAGUGAAAAUGUUCAUCCUCAGAAAGUAUCUGCUUUUUUUAAAAUCCAGUUUUUAAAGGGAACUUUAUUAAAAACUUCAAUAACUGUCUGCCUGAAUGUAAGUUUGAGCAGACUAACUGAAACAAGGUAAUGAACAUGUGUUAUCAUCAAGUAAAUGACUAGUUUGGUUCCAUCUCAAAUUAAAAAUAUGGACUUAAUACAUGAGAAU
Messenger RNA from Melospiza georgiana, 1563 nucleotides. RefSeq names its product free fatty acid receptor 4 (gene FFAR4). The transcript is spliced from 3 exons. Gene Ontology annotation, molecular function: G protein-coupled receptor activity. The record is from RefSeq and is a predicted model, not a curated record. Gene Ontology annotation, cellular component: membrane. The coding region runs from base 1 to 1071 and encodes 356 amino acids. Gene Ontology annotation, biological process: G protein-coupled receptor signaling pathway. Lineage: Eukaryota; Metazoa; Chordata; Aves; Passeriformes; Passerellidae.